AUGUUAAACAAGAAAAAGAACGACACCGCUGAGGAAGCCGGUAUGACCGUGCGGCAGCGACUACGUCAAAAGCGUGAGUUAGAGGAGAAGCGUAAGUUCGGUCUUGCGCCAUUAGCGGUGGAUGAACUGACUGGUCAAGAGAUUAGCCCAAACGUGCCGCAACUCAUCUCACAGGCCCCAUGGUACUACGGUGCCACAGGCCCAACACUUGACCAUCAACGGCAAAAACACACUGACGCGAUGGACACACUGCAGGACCAACACGAUACGGCGAUUGUAUUAGGCAAGGCGACAAAAUAUGCGGCGGGGGCGUGUGGCAAUUGCGGCUCCAACACGCACAAAACGGAUCAAUGCUACAAGCCUCGCAAGAAGAUUGGGGCACAGUUUAGUGGUAAAGUAACUGGCAUAGACAUGCAAGUUAGACAAGCGGAGAAGAGUUACGCGCAAAAACGAGAUCGAUACGCCACGGCCGCUGGUGUUGAUCUCCUGCAACAACAAGUACAAGAGGAUGAGGAUGAGGAUGAGGAGAAGGCGGAUGGAGAUAGGGAGAAAGCAGGUCUUGGUGCGAAGCGGCCUCGACUACAGGAUGUGUUUGUUGCGCGGACUGCAACCACGGGCGGUAGUGCGGAGAUAAAAGAACUGCCCAAACAUCUGCAGAAUCUUGACAACGACGGUUUACUCUUUGACCCAAAGACGGGCUCCAUGCGGGGAAAUCCAAACGCGGCAGACCCAACACGUGUGUUUCAAGGUGAUCUGGAACGCUAUCGCUCGGGUGACUAUUACACAUAUCUCGAAAUGCAGAUGCGCUUCUUGACGGGAGAGUCCUCAUCGUUUGUCGAUUUUAAACUUGACGAGCAGCUGCAGAAGCAGAAGGCACUACAGAAAGAACCACAGGGUGAGCAAGAUCAACAGAAGAAAAAGGAAGGUGGUAUAACUAGUAGCAGCAAUAAUGUUGGUGACAGUGAAGAGACGGCACGGGAUCGUCUGGUACGUUCGCUCUAUGGUGAAUCCACACUUGCCUCAGUGGAGAGUUCAUUACGUAUGAAGGAGGCGCUCGCUGGUGUUGUUAGCGCUGCUGCACCACCAACAACAGGAACAACAUCAGCUAGUAUAAAUACGACAACAGCAAUUUCUUCUUCUUCUUCUGUGAUCCUUCCUUCGACACCGUCCUUAUCACUAGCCUCUCGACAUCCUCGUGCAGGUAUGGCGACUCGUAACGGUCAUGCAUGCGUCUACGGAAGUUACUUUGAUCGCAACGAAUUUCGCUGGGGAUAUAAAUGUUGUAGGCGUCUCGGCAAGGAUGCACCAUCCUGUCAAUCUUCUGGAGCCACAGCAAUGGAAGAAGCAACAAGCACUUCACCAUAG
Molecule: messenger RNA, 1365 nt
Organism: Trypanosoma theileri
Lineage: Eukaryota; Euglenozoa; Kinetoplastea; Trypanosomatida; Trypanosomatidae
Exons: 1
Coding region: 1-1365 (454 amino acids)
Biological process (GO): mRNA splicing, via spliceosome
Cellular component (GO): spliceosomal complex
Molecular function (GO): pre-mRNA 3'-splice site binding
Source: RefSeq, a predicted model, not a curated record